Messenger RNA from Salarias fasciatus (jewelled blenny), 2112 nucleotides. RefSeq names its product protein disulfide isomerase family A, member 3. Gene Ontology annotation, biological process: protein folding; response to endoplasmic reticulum stress. Gene Ontology annotation, molecular function: protein disulfide isomerase activity. The coding region runs from base 158 to 1642 and encodes 494 amino acids. Gene Ontology annotation, cellular component: cell surface; endoplasmic reticulum. NCBI's taxonomy places the organism in Eukaryota, Metazoa, Chordata, Actinopteri, Blenniiformes, Blenniidae. The transcript has 13 exons. The record is from RefSeq and is a predicted model, not a curated record.
CCACCUCCUCUCCGUCUUUCUCUUUCUGUUCCGAGUGUGAUCUCGCCUCGGCCCAGCAGACUGAAGAGCUGAAGAAGGGGGCUGCCACGGACCUCGCUCGCGUCUUUUUCUCGUCGUCCUCCUCCGUGAAGAGGGACUUCUCGCCUCACCCUGCACGAUGUGGAAGCUGAUCCUGCUGGCCGCUCUCGCCGGCUCCUCGCGGGCCAGUGAUGUGCUCGAGUUCACCGAUGAUGAUUUCGACUCUAGAAUUGGAGACCACGACCUGAUCCUGGUGGAGUUUUUCGCUCCUUGGUGUGGCCAUUGUAAACGGUUAGCACCUGAGUACGAAGCAGCAGCCACACGUCUGAAGGGCACCGUGGCUCUGGCCAAGGUUGACUGCACAGCGAACAGCAAUGUCUGCUCCAAGUAUGGAGUCAGUGGCUACCCAACCCUGAAGAUCUUCAGGGACGGAGAAGAGUCUGGUCCCUAUGAUGGGCCCCGAUCUGCAGAUGGGAUCGUCAGCUUCUUGAAGAAGCAGGCUGGCCCAGCUUCUGUGGAGCUCAAGACUGAAGCUGAUUUCGACAAGUUUGUUGCAGAUCGGGAUGCAAGUGUAAUUGGAUUCUUUGCUGAUGACAAGAGCACAGCGCAGGCAGAGUUCCAGAAGGCAGCCAGUGCACUGAGAGACAAUUACCGGUUUGCCCACACCAACUCCGAGGCUCUCCUCCAGCAACACGGCAUUGAUGGAGAGGGCAUCGUCUUGUUCCGCCCACCACGACUCAACAGCAAGUUUGAAGACGGCUCUGUCAAAUUCACCGAGGACAAAUUCACCAGCAACAAAAUCAAAAAAUUCAUUCAGGACAACAUCUUUGGAAUCUGUCCCCACAUGACGGACGACAACAAGGACCAGCUGAAAGGGAAAGACCUGCUGGUGGCUUAUUACGAUGUGGACUAUGACAAAAACCCCAAAGGCUCAAACUACUGGAGGAACAGAGUGAUGAAAGUAGCGAAAAGCUUCCUGGACCAAGGAAAGAAGCUCAACUUCGCCGUAGCCAGCAAGAACUCGUUCAGCCACGACUUGUCCGAGUUUGGAAUGAGCGGCAGCUCAGGAGAACUGCCUCUGGUGGCCAUCCGCUCCGCCAAGGGAGACAAGUUCGUCAUGUCGGAGGAGUUCUCGCGUGAUGGAAAGGCUCUGGAGCGCUUCCUGCAGGACUACUUUAAUGGGAAGGUGAAGCGUUACCUCAAGUCGGAGCCCAUCCCCGAGGACAACGACGGCCCGGUGAAGGUCGUCGUGGCCGAGAACUUCGACUCCAUCGUCAACGACGACAGCAAAGAUGUGCUGAUCGAGUUCUACGCUCCGUGGUGCGGACACUGCAAGAGCCUGGAGCCCAAAUACAAAGAGCUGGGAGAGAAGCUGGCCGACGAUCCCAACGUUGUCAUCGCCAAGAUGGACGCCACAGCCAACGACGUGCCGUCUCCAUACGAAGUCAGCGGUUUCCCGACGAUCUACUUCUCUCCGGCUGGACGCAAGAUGAACCCAAAGAGAUACGAGGGAGGUCGCGAGGUGGCCGACUUCGUCUCCUACCUGAAGAGGGAGGCCUCCAACCCCUUGGUCAUGCAGGAGGAGCCCAAGAAGAAGAAGAAGAAGGACAAGGUGGAUCUAUAAAAGCUCCACUCAUGAACUCGACAUCAUCCCACCUUCCCGCCCCCCCGAUAUGACAGGAUAAAGGAGGAUGAUUUGGGACGAAGAAGAACUAAAUUGUACCCCACUGUCUUAGUGAACAGCCGAAUGCUCUGAAGCCCGGGUCGAGAAUGCGUGGCGCCCCCUGUAGGUCCUCCUCAUGCUCUGGGAAUAUUGUGGAGAGGUGGGGAACUGGGUCUGCCCGAUGAUUCCAAACAAAUUUUUAGGGAAAGCGUGGGACAGCUUUUUGAAAGAUUGAGAUUUUUUUUGUUUCCCGUGGUCUACUACACCUCAAGCUGAUGCACUUUGGUUUGAUACCAGUUGCCGCUUAUCUGUCGCUUUGGUUUUUAUUGCCGUCAUCACAGGGGAUCAUGGUAAUGGUGAUUUUUUUUCUUUCUUUUUUGUUUUUUUUUUUUUUUUGUUUAUUUUUUUCUCGUAACACGUCUUUGUUUUUG